AUGAAUGACUUGGUGAAGACCAACAGACGCCGUCUAUCUUCCUCCGAGCUUCCUCCCCCCUCUUGCGAAGGGCCAAGGCUUCGUGCAUUCCAGUAUAGAGACAAGCCGAUCGAGUGGAUGGGUAUGUUAGACGAUAGCCCAGAGAUUUCAUCUUCCAGUCGUCAAGGGUACGUCUUCAAGGUUAAGGUACACUCGAAAAUAUACGCCUUAAAGGUUUUCAAGUUCUUCAAGCCUACCACCUACAGGUGGCAUCUCGGUCCGGAGGACGGGAGGAAAGUAUCGGACGAUACAUUGGAGUUUAACACGGAUCCGUUCUACGCCGAAUGCCGCGCGUACGGGCGCCUGCAAGAAACACGGCGGAAGCAGGGUCUCAAACGUCGUGACUUCGCCCACUGCCACGGCUUUCUGGCAUUGAACAAGAAGGACGCAGCAUAUAUCGAGGAAGAUCUAGGCAUCGAACUGUGGGAUGUCCCCCCAAGCGACGAAUACCGCCGGAGAGCAGAAGGCAGCCCCAUACGCGCCAUAGUGAAAGAGUUCAUCGCAAGCGAUCCAGUCAUCGAUUCGCGAACCUUGGCGAAAAUGAUUAAAGGUCUUGGUUGGAUGAACAAGCACGGCGUCCUCGUGUGGGACAUACAUGCCCGAAACUACCGGGGCGGGAUCCUCGUCGACUUUGGCUCGGCUUGGACAAGGCCUCAUUGCCUAUGGGAUGCUCUACCCGAAGAUCAGAAGAAGGACGUACAUUUGAGCGACCGGGCUCGCUUUCAAGACAUGGCCGAUGACCUCGGUCUCGAGGACGACACCCGUGCAGUGGCAAACAUUGAUUACAAGAUGAAGUUGAGACCGCGGAAGGAUAAGUCAUACCCUCGCUAA
Anthostomella pinea is the source of this 870-nucleotide messenger RNA. The record is from the annotation of a GenBank genome assembly. NCBI's taxonomy places the organism in Eukaryota, Fungi, Ascomycota, Sordariomycetes, Xylariales, Xylariaceae.